AUGUUGUGCCCGACAAAUAAUUUUGCUCUUCAACUUAAUAAAUAUUUUGUUGAAAAAGUAAUUCCACGAAAAAACUCAAUUUAUAAAGCUGUUCGAGAAGUAUCAAAAGUAGUUACGGAAGUAUUACGUGAAGUUGAAGCACAAGAGCCACGAUUUAUUUCGUCACUCAACGAAUUGAAUGGCCGUUUCGAAGGUUUUUCAUCGGCAUCGCAUACAGAAUUCGAGGUUGUGCUCUAUUUGAAUCAAAUGGGUGUAUUUAAUUUUGUUGACGAUGGCACCAUUCCGGGUUGUGCCGUACUCAAAUUAUCCGAUGGUCGUAAACGUUCAAUGUCACUUUGGGUAGAAUUUAUAACAGCUAGCGGUUAUUUAUCAGCACGUAAAAUUCGCUCACGCUUUCAAGCACUUGUUGCUCAAGCUUGUGAAAAAUGUCCGUGUCGUGAUUAUGUUAAAUUAUUAACUGAUACGUCUGAAGUACGUCUUCGUAUUCGUGAAAAAUAUAUUGUACAUAUUGUACCAGCAUUUCGUUGUGCUGGCUUGUGGCCACGUUCGGCUGCUCAUUGGCCAUUUUCUCCGACGCAAUUUUCUAUUUGGCCAAAUCCAAAUCAAAUCAAUGAUGUUAAAAAUGAAGGCUUCAAUAUCCUAUCGAAAGAAUCCAUUUAUAUGAAAGAUAAACAAGCCAAUUCUGAAGGUGACGCAUGGAUCAUGUCAUUUACGGAAGCUGAAGAUCGUCUUUUACAAGAUGGUACUCGACGUAAAUGUCUGUCCGUAUUGAAAACAUUGCGUGAUCGUAAUUUUGAUUCAUCAGCAAUAUCGAAUUAUGUAUUAAAAUCUUUAGUUUUAUAUGAAUGUGAAAAACAUCCGAACGAACAAGAAUGGUGUGAUGAUACUACACUGGGCGAUCGUCUCAAUGGAAUUCUAUUACAAUUAAUAUCUUGUUUACAAUGCAGAAAAUGUCCGCAUUAUUUUUUACCCAAUGUUGAUUUAUUCAAAGGAAAAUCUAUUCAAUCACUUGAUAAUGCUGCUAAACAAUGUUGGCGUUUAACUCGUGAAAUGCUCAUUAAUAGUCAUUGUCUUGAUAGGUUAUAA
Molecule: messenger RNA, 1086 nt
Organism: Rotaria socialis
Lineage: Eukaryota; Metazoa; Rotifera; Eurotatoria; Philodinida; Philodinidae
Source: the annotation of a GenBank genome assembly